UGUGUGUGUGUGUGAGGGAGGGAAGGAGAGGAUGAACGCCAGCCCAGUCAUUCCUCUUAAAAAUGGCGUCUUGGUAACAAAAUGAGAGGAAUAUGUUGAGAGUGGGGAGCAGCAGCAGCAGCAGCAGCAGCGGUGAUCACUGAGGACGGCCGUGCGGGAGAACACGGAGCAUCUGUUGUACAGCCCCGCAGCUUAACGCACGAGACAAUAGACAGUGAAAUAUAUGGGGAGCGGAGAGGAGGGAGGAGGUGCUCCUGGCUGCUGUGACCCCCUCCCCUCCUCCUCCUCCUCCUCCCCCUCCUCCUCCUCUCCUCCCUCCAUUCCUCCCAGUCUACAGGCUCGUCAGGCGCAGAAAUAAACAGGAGCGAGCGCAGAGAAGAGAAGACGUUCCUCCCUCCCCUCCCCCUCCUCGCUAUCUGUCCAUCUUCAUCCAGCCCUUUCUUUCAUGGAGAGGAAUUAUCCCGCUGCAGGGUUCGGAGACCUGGGGGCUGGGACGGGAUGGACGUACGACAGAUCGGCCAAAGCAAGGUAAGACUCGGUGUGCAGGAGCUCCCUAACAAUGCCUCAGAUCUGCCUCUGCAUUCAGCCGGGGCUGCACGGGGGCUGCACGGACACCGGGCUCAGGUACAGCCAGCCGUAUUGUCAUCCAGGGGGAGGGGAGUGGAGGGGAGGGGGGCUGUCUCCAAAAUGCACGGAAUGCGAUGGAAGGUUAAGAGUGAUUGUGAGACAGAGCAAGAGGAGAGGAGGGGAGGAGGGGGGGAUGGGUUAGUGAAAGCACAGUGUGUUUUAUUAAAAAAAAAAGAAAAUGUCAGAUCACAUGUAUGAUCUGGAUCUGCAUUGUCUCGCUGCAGCUUUGUCUGCUCCGGACUUCACACAGGAUGACAGCAGCUCCUGAUUGGUACUCUGCUAAUUGGCUGGAGCCUCAAAUCAAAGCCGAGUGAUGCACACACACGCACAUACACACGCACAAACACACACACACAGCUGUGGACCAACACUGCUAUACACACAUAUAGAAAUACAUAUACAUAAUAUCAGGGAGAUGUUUAAGAUUACUCUGGAUUUUCUAGGUUGAUAAUAUGAAUUCACUCUGCUCAGUUUAUGUGUGUAAAUCUGAUGACAUCCUGCCAUAUUAUUGGUAAACACUACUUUACAAUCAUGUCACGUGACUGGCAGCUAAUUUAAGUGUGUAACUUUACUUCCCCCCGCUGAGUUAACAGCAGUAAUUACUCUUUCUUUUCUAGUCCAGGCAGGUUACGGUAGUAUUUACCUGCGUGUCCGUGAACGCCGCAGCAGCCUCCAUCAGAACCUCCGUUAGCAUCCCUGUCAGACUAGCCUCAGCUAACGGGCUAAUUAUCGUCUCGCACCGUUCGCGCUGCCUCUGUGUUUAGUGUUAACGCGCUCAUAACACCACUGUGCGUGAGUGUGAGUGUGUCCGAGCUGUCUCUGUGUCAAACACGACACAACCAACAUGUCUGUGCUGUGUGCUGGAAUGAAACGAGGCCUCCAGACGUUCACGCUAAAAGCUAACUGGCUAACCCGUUAGCUUUGCUGUACGUUAGCGGUCGCCUUGACAACCACAUCAGUCUUCCGCCAGACUCCACAGACCUCCGUGUACCCAAACUCCUCCGACAUAAGAAACACUAAUCAGGAUAAUAAAGAGAAAUAAAAUCCACAAACAUACGAGGAUUAUUUUAUUUCUUCAUGCUAACCGAGCUGUGCGGAUUAUUCGUGUCUUUACACCAGCAAUUAUCUUUUUUCCGCAUCACGCCGUAUGAAUCACAAAAUAUAACAAAAUACUAUUGUGUCUCACCCAGAUUAACGUUAAACCUUAUCACAUUUAUAAUUAGCAGACCGAUCAGCACCAUAAAAUUAAGUACAAAAACGGGCCAAAUCAGAACAAAAGCAAACGAAUUCAAUCCUGUUGGUUUGUGAAGAUUAUUUUGGUGAUUAAUGAUAAUACACAGCUGCAGUGAUUAUAUUUGAUUGUGAUAAUGAGAAAAAUUCAUACAAAAAAUGCAGCUAAAAUUACAGAAAUACACUAAGAGCUUGAAAAAGAGAAAUCACAAUCACAAACAGAUUACGAUCAGGUUUUAACACUGUUUAAAAUGUAAAUAAAACAGAAUUUGAUGGUUUGCAAAUCACUUCAAGUUAAAUGGAAAUGCUGCAAAGAAAACACAUCAGAGCUGAAGGCCUUUCCAGCUAAGCCAGCAGGUCUUUCUUCUCUUUAGAGGGAGGACACUGUGUCCAUGAAUUCCAAAAAGAUGUCAGAUUUUGAUUUACCAGAUUACCACUUCACCUCAGUCCAGCAUAAAUAGUUUCAAGCCCAGAGAAAGACAAGUACAGUCCUACAAUGACUUGGACGUGUUUUUAAACCCAUGCAGUGACCUCCACUAUAGACUCAUGUCUGGAUGUUUGAAGAUCUCAGCCAUCCAGUAUCAGUUAUCAGCCCCGUUCCUUCAGUAGCCUACAGAGAUUUUUCCAGAUUCUCUGAAUUUUGUGAUAUAAUAAAGUAGAUGAUCCAUUCUUUGUGUUUUUUAUGCAGAGAAACAUUAUCAUAUAAUCACUAUCUGCCCACACAGUCUCUCACAACAUCGUCUCGUCUGUAUUUCCGACAGUCUGGAUGCUCUUUUAAAACCCAAUCAUGUUACUAACCUGUUGUAUAUUGACCUGUUUAGUGAGGAGAUGAUGGGUUUUUUUUGGGCACUAUAUAUUUUCUUUUUAUUAAACUUGCCUGUUUUUCAUGUGCCUCUGACAUCAAAUUAAAUUAAUUUAAAUCUAAUAAGAUUUUUCCAUUUUAACAUUUUUGAUAUGUUGUCUCUGUGCCUUUUUAAUCAAAUAUAGUGUUUAAAUGAUUUACAAAUCCAUUUCUUAGUCAACGUAAACAAAAUGUUCCAGUUAUUCCUUUUGAAAUUAAAAGUGAAUAUGACAGUUAUCUGAAAAAAUGAAAACAGGUUGCAUAACAUAAGGACUGCCUGUGAUAUUUUUCACAUUGGUUGAUUGAAACAUCCAGCCCUAAGCUUUCCUGUUGAGCUUUAGGGGAUCUUUUAUGCUUCUUUUCAGUCAGUAUUUAUGAGUGGAGCUUACAUGCAACUGUUGACCAUACAAACAGUAUAUGGUAUAUCUAUAAUCUCCUGUUAUCUGUUGGAGUAGGUGGAUGUUGUGUGAUGUUUCCUGUUGUCUCUGCCUCUAUAAGAGAAGAGUUGAGCUGCAGGAGAUGACACACUGAAUGCUGCCUGCAGCAGGAAAUGAAUGGAUGAGGCUGACAGAGCCGUAGUAGGACUGAAGAUCAGAGGAAAGAGAGUGAGAGAAGCUGAACGACAAGAGAGUGACAUGAAUGAGAGAAGGAAAGUUAAACUGUAUGUUAGGAACAAACAUAACAUAGAUAAAUGAAGAAUAUUGUUAUUAGGUAACUGGUUAUAAUAACAAAGCUUUUGUAGGAACAUGCAGAGGUAGGUGUAUUGGUCAGGUGAUCUCAGUAACUGAUGUAAGACUUUACUGAAGCGUGUAACAGGUGAUAACAUCCCUGCAGGAGCCGUUAAAUAGGAGAGUAAAGUUUUAUUUGAGAGGUUUAAUGUUACGGAAUAAAACAAGCUAUAUCAAGUUAUUUCCCAUUAAUGUUUGAAGACAGUCUUUACUGGUUCAGGACCAACAUGAGGGACAUUGAUUUCUGGAAAGCAAGGUGAGGAAACCGUAGGAAAGCAGAAAAGUUUUGGAAAAUAUUAGCUACCAGUUAUUUAGUACUGUCAUAGUUCUUGUAGAAAUAUAAAAAUGUAAUAAAUUCUGUUAUUUUGAAAGAAACCUUCAUGUACUCUGGGUUUUUGCAGCAGCAAAUACUGAACAUAAGAGAAAUGCCUACCGGUUAGAGUAGCUGCAAGUCUAAAAUUACAUCUGAACACUGCUAGUUAAUUUUAGUUUUUAAUUACUGAAGAAAGAAUGCUCUGAAAUAGUAAGAAAAGUCAAUUUAGCCGAUGUAACCUAAUAUGAAUCCUACAGAAAUGGUUCUUAUGAGUAGCAGUGGAGUGCUGCUGUAGCGACGUUCAUCACCGACUUGCAAAUGACUUGUUUUUUUCACAUGAAUUUGUAAAGCCCUAACCAUAAAUCAAAUAUAUAUUUGUGGUAUGAAGGUACGCAGAGGGAGGAGAUUGUCGUUUUUAUGACUCUGUUUCAAGGAUAAACUUAGAAUAAAUGUAACAGCCAUAAAAUUCAUAUUCAUAUCAAUAGAAAGUAAAUGUUGCAUAGCUUUUUGCACUGCUAUAUCCCAACGCUGGUUCCAAGACCUGGUUUAAGUUGGUAGUGGAAUAUUUUUGCUUAAAUAGCACUAUAAUAUUUUAACAACAAUGCACUCUCAUACAAAAAUCAUUUAAAAAACAGCAUACUACAUGUAUUUUAGAGUAAAAGAAAAAUCUCCUUCAGGAAAUCCAGAAAACAUAUUUUUAUUUUACUUAAAGCUCUCAUUUUAAACACAUAUGGAGGUAUUUUAUUGCAUUUAUGAUAUUAGAUUAACAGCAGCCGAUGUGAGUUAUCUCGUACAAUUAUCUGCCACCAGAAACUAAUAGAAAGUGCCAGCCAAUCAGAGUCAGUUAUUUUCAAUCAGAAUCUUUUUUUUAAGUGCUGAAGAUGCUGUUUUCUUUAUUUAAUUUUUAUAAAGCGUAGAAAAAUGUUUGUUUUUGUAGUUUUCUUUGUGUCUUUCUUCUUGACAGCUCCAUGGUGCUCCUGGUCAGAAACGCUGACUUGAUGUAUUGAUGUUUUCUACAAUUUGUUGUAUUCGGUCCUUUUACAAGAGCGCUUCAAUUCUUCAAAAACGUCCAUCUGGCUUCUCAUAUUGUGAACUCCCUGUGAUAAUCACACUGUCAGAUUUAUUUUGAUUGUCUGAACGAACAACAAGUUCUUGUUUGACAUAUUCACAGAUCUCUGAGUGUGAUCCUCAGACGGCAGACCGUGGAAAUAAUUUGUUGGGUGAAAAUCGUAGGAGAAUACCGUUUAAGUUUCUCACAUAUAGAAUUUAUCAUCUAAAGACAAGCGAUGAAUGUGGUGUAAGGCUGAACACACACUCCCUGAUGGAGAAGCUUCUACUCCUGUAAGUCUCAGCCUGCAGAGCGUCUACACCCAAGCUCCCUCAGACUGUCACAAAUCUGAACAAUUAAACCAAAUUAUUUCAAAGGAAAUAUCUGCAAAAUGCAUAAACCAUCAAACAGUCUUACUACAACGUUUAUGCCUCAAUAUUUCUGCAGUAAUGUAGUUUCAGACAAGCAACCAGGAGGAAAUCUUUACAGCUGCUGCAUUGGGUCUUAUUAACAACAACAAUAAUGAUGAGAUAAAUAAAAUAAAAUCAUAAAAACAAAAUUAAUAGGCAGGCUGUUAUAGUGUUAUAUAAAAGAUAUAUUUGAAGGUGUAUGUCUUGGAGGGGGGUAACCAAGGUUUUUUUAAGCAGUCAGUGGAUUCAGCUAAUCUAAUUGCAGGGAGAGUGAAUUCCAGAGUCCAGGGAACCGCAAAUAUGCCGUCCUAUUUAUUCUGAAAGGUUGGUCUAACCAGGAGGUGAAGGUCACAUGACCAACAAGGUCAUGCUGUGGUUAAAAGCUCCGAAAUACAAGCUGUGGCUAAAACAUAUAAUGCUUUGAAAGUAAUUAAAAGUUUUUGUAAUCAUCUCUAAAUUCAAUUGGCAGCCGGUGUAGUGAAGCUACAAUUGGUGUAAUGUUGGAUUUGCAUUGGUUGGAGUUAAUAGGAUUGCUGCUACAUUUUGCACAAGUUGAAGAUAUGUGUGAGCAGAAAAAAAAGUGAACAGUAAAUUAUAUUCGCUGCACAGAGGCUGUGUAAUUGAAUUAUUUCACAGUCUAAUCUUAUUUUGCAUUUUCUAUUUAUAAAUUGCUAAAGUUACAGAGGAUGUCAGUGAACAGAGAUGCUUACAACUGGAUUUCAAUUCUAUAGAAGUACGAAGCUAUGAGUCCAUCAAAGUUUUAAAUAUUAAAAUGGAGAUGAUUUGGGAGCUGUGGUUGUAGUUUGAAUACUGUGAAGAGCGUUGUCAUCAGGGUGAGGGCCUCUGCAGAAGUCUUAACGUACCUCUCUGUGUUCCUCAGCCUCAUGUAUGGAAGCACCAGGUCGUCCCACCCAGACUCAGAGCUGCUCCACCGGCAGGCGUAUGGCACCCCACAUCCCCUCCAGGGCUAUGCAACCAAUCACCAUCCAGGAAGCAGUAGACAGGGCGGAGCCUGGGGCACACCUGGGCGCACGCUGGGUAAGAUUCACUCGAUGAGAGCUUUGAUUUGAGAUGAUUAUGUAUAUUGAAAAUCCAGGCGUGAGAUUAUUGUAAAACAGCACAAUUUUGACUCUUCAUCACCUGCAGAUAAAAUUAUGAUCAUAGUACUAAUAUUAUUGAAAUCUGCGCAGUCAUGAUGAUCCAAAAGAUUUCAAUAUUACUGUCUGGAUGUCCUAAAGAGGCAGAAUGAAAGAGCAUGGUGACAUAAAUUUAAGGCUGAAGUAUGUAUUAGAUGAAGUCUGUGUUUUGUCGCCAGGCCUGUCGGGGCUGUUUGAUGCCAGCCUCCACCAUGCCAGCCCCUCGGGUCCUGACCCCUCCGUCAUGAAUCUGAUUUCAGCCCUGGAGUCCCGAGGUCCACAGCCCCCACCCUCUGCUUCUUCCCUUCUCUCGCAGUUUCGCACUCCCUCUUGGCAGACUGGUAAGUGUCAGCCUGUUAGCGCAAUGCUACUGCUAAAACAGAAACAAAACAAGCCCCAUUAGCAUGAUUUUAUACUUUUAGUUUUUAAAUGGCUGACAAUUUGGAUUGAUUUCAUUUGAAAAAUAUCCAGAAACUUAUUUUGUUAGUCUAACACUAUGAAAAAUGGUAAAAUGUUAAAUUUUUCCUUGACUUACACUGACCAACACUGUCUGUGUAAUGUUGUGUCCCAUAGCAAUGCACACUCCGGGCCCGGCGGAGCUCUUUAUAUCAGGAGCACUUCCGGGUUCCAGCUCCUUCCCCUCCUCCUCAGCCCUUUCUGCAUACCAGCAUCCUGGUUCCUUCUCUGGACGGUCUUUCACCCCUUCACUAUCCCUGCAGGACACGCCCACAUUUAGCCCCACCUCCAAUGGUUUACUUUCCCCCCAUGACCCUCUGCUGCACAUCAAAACACCCUCUCAGCCCAGCUUGGGCUUUGACCGUUUGCUGUCCGCUCAGAGCUCCGCUUACCGAGGCUCUCAGGAGCCCACUGCCCCGACCCAAGCUCCUCCCACCUCCACUAGUUGCCAUCUGCCCCCUCCUCAGUUCAAUCUGCUGUCAUCCCAGCUUCACAACCAGUCCCAGCUCUAUAAUGCCUCAAUGUUUUCCUCCACACCAGCCUUGACACCCACAGCUCCACCUUCAAGCCAGCCUCCCCCAGAGAGGGCAGUUUCCCGGCAGGACAGCGUGAUAAAGCAUUACCAGCGAACAUCCCCAGCCCAGUCCACAACACUUCCCCUACAGCAAUAUGUCAGCUGUGGUGGGCCAACGGGCUACCAGCAGAUAGCAAGCCACCACCGGCAUCCUGGAUUGUCCUGCAGUCCCCUCGGGGAGCAAAGCCCAUCCUCUGACCCUAAGCCCUCACCACGGAUGGAGCCCAAAGCAUAUCGACCUAUUAUCCAAACUCCCUACACAUCCUCAUCCUCCAGCUCCACAGCCUCCUCUUCAGCUGGUACGAAAGGAUCCAAGUGUUCCAGCUCCAGUAGUGGCUACUCCUCUUCUGGGUCAGCGUCAUCCUCUUCCCGAACCCCUCACACUCCACCAUCAGCCUCCUCAGCAUCCUCUUCAUCCUCCUCUAGCUCCAAGACAAGCUCUGGCUCAAUGUCUGCUCCCUCUCGCCAACAGCCUCCACCUCAGCCAGCACCGACUCGUGCCCCUCUACAAGUGGUGUCAUCCAAUCUUGCUCAACAGCCAGCCCCCGAACAAUGCCUCUCUUCUUACGGCUCUCCGUCAGUGGCCAAAUCUAACCUACCAGACCACACCUCUCCACAGCAACACACCCAGUCCUGCUCGCCAAACCAGCCUCCACCUGCACACAUGGCGCAGUCAUAUGGAGGUUUCAGCUCACCUCAUGCCCAGGACUUGAGCAGUGGAGCAGGGGCCAAUACAGGGAAGAGCUUCUCUGGUAUUGGCUCAGGGGGGCGCUCAUUUUCAGCAGAGAUAGUCUUUGGGGACUCAAGCUAUAGUUCAAGAAGAGCUGGUAGUCCCCCCUUAGGUUACGGAAAUGCAGGAGGAUCAACCGUAAGCGGACCCAUUUCAGGUCUUGGAAGUGGAGUUGGAUCAUCAGGACUGGGGAGUGGGGCUUCAAGUAGUGGUACUGGAGGCAGCAGCUCUUAUCACCUGCCUGAGUCAAGUCCCUCACCCUCUAUUGGUUCCAAUAUCAGUCGCCCUGGAUUGCAUUCCCCUGCUUCUGCUCGCCCUGCACAGUCCCCUGGGGGCUCAGGGGCCAACAAAUACUUUCCCUCCAUUCUCUCCCCUGCUUUCAUGUCCUCACCUCAAGGAUUCCCUGAUACAAGGCAAACACAGAGCCAGUCCUACCACUCAACACCACCCAAGUCUAAAACAGAGGCCAACAUGCUUGGAGUUGAACGACCCCAGGAUGCAGAAGAAGAUGAGGAUGAUUUCCUUAUCAAUCACUUACUACACACCCAGAGCACAGCUUCCCAUUCAACACAGCAUCACCAGCCUCCUCAGCAGCUACCCCAACCCCUUUCACAGACUAGGGAUGGAGAAGGAAAGGGUUUGGCCUACGAUAUGAACAAGAUCUCAGAGGAACGCUACCACCUUCAUAGUGUUAUUCGCACCAAUAAUGCCAACAGUAGUUCAGGUCCUGCAAUUGGUGAUUCAACAAGUGGCUUGAACAGUCAUUUGGAAAUAUCAAAGAAAAAUCAGCAGAAGUCAGAGUUAACCAUAUCAAAGUCUACGGCUGGAGGGCUUGGAGGAGUCACCGACUCUUUCUCUCAUUCCCAUCAACAACAGCAUGACUCCCUGGGCUCUGUGGUCCACUAUGAAAGAGGGGACCCCUACACGCAACUCCCGCACUCCCAACAUUCCCAUCACAGCUCACAUCUGUCCUCACACUCUCAGCACUCCCAAAUCUCCCGGCACUCUCAGUCUGCUCAACACACGCAGCUCCCUCAACAUUCCCAACACAGCCUCCCCCAUUCCCACUCACAUAGCCACCCCCAUAUAGACCUGAAGAAGCCCUCAGAUGCAAAUGACAACACCUACUUGUGUAACACACCUGAUGUGCAACAGGCUUCUCAAAGCCGGGUCCCUUUGUCCCUGAUGGAUUCACCACCAGAUCCUACCCAGCAAGCUCACAUGCUGCAUUCUGUCCUUUCCCAUACCACCCGCCCCAAAAUGGACCCUCAGCUACCCCAUCCACAACAGCAGCAACAGCAGCAACAACAGCAGCUCUCUUUGAGUCAGCAGGCCAUGAUGGGUUCAGCAGGAGGAGCAGGGCCUGGUGGAGUGGAUUCCAACCCACAGAGCCAGUCCUCACAGUUGCAACUCCAGCUCCACUCCCAGGGCUUAGAUACACACUACAGCCUUGGAGCCCAGCAAAGGGACCAAACCCGUCCAAGUCAAAACUCGGUGUCCCCGUUAGACUUGCUUGAGCAAUCUAUUAACCGGGCAAACAGCAGAGACAGUGGAGGAACUCUCGACAGAAUAGGAGUUGGGGUGAAUGUAACUGGAGGGGAAACCGGUGGAGGAGACAGACAAAGACAGCAGCACAGACUUACACCUCACCACCAACAAACAGCCUCGGACCUCCAUGACUUCCUCUCUGAACCAGAUCUGGGCUUAUCCACUCCCUCACACAUGCAGCACUUAAGCCAACCCCAGGCUCAUGCCCACCCUCAUGCCCACCACCAACAGCAAGCACACCCUCACCAUCAGAUGUCACACUCUCAAUUAGCCCACCAACACUCCCACCAGAUGGCAGCAGAUAUGGGAACACCCCAACAACAGCAGCAGCCCCAACAGAGAGAGCCUGAAACUCAGCUGUCGCACUCCCAGCUAGACCAGCUCAAGCAGCCCCAGUUUGACACCAUGAGUCCAGUGGGUAAACUGGGGCAGAAUCAAGCUCAGCAACAGCAGCAACAACAGCAACAGCAACAACAGCAAAGGUUUGCCCCUCUUUCAUCAAUCUGCUUUCCAGAGUCUCUCUUACAUGACGAAGACCGCUCUUUCUUUCCCGAGAUGGAUGACAUGUUUUGUUCAGCUGAUUACAAGUCAAGCUGUGCUGGGGACUCUGGGGCAGGACAAGGUGCUCAGGAAGGUCUUGCCCAAGGUCAUGGACCGGGGCAAGAGGGCCUGGAGGUCUUAAAAAGAGGAGGUGCUGGAGAAAGCUAUGAUAUGGUAGGACAUCACAGUGAUCAAGGCUAUGGACAGUACUGCCAUGGCCUUACAGGAACAGGAAAUGGAAAUAUGCACUUAGAUCUGGACUCUAUGAAGACCCAUGAGCUUCCAUCUACUGUGAAUACAGACCAGCUAGGUCUCAUCCAAUCCCAAACUCCCAGUAUGGGUAUGACCUCAGCAGUUCAAGGGGAUGGUUCAGUCAACAAGAUGAUGGGAGCUGUGGGAGUAGGUGGAGGUUCAAGCACCCCAGGACUGACGUCACCAAUAUUUUGUUCCUCUCGACCCAAGAAGCUGCUGAAGACGAGCUCAUUUCACCUGCUCAAACAGCGUCGAGAGCCGCAGCCACAGACAAAGAAGAACUAUGCCCAGGAGUACGAAUUUGAGGACGAUGAGGAUAAAGCUGAUGUUCCAGCUGACAUUCGUCUCAAUAGUCGCCGCCUUCCUGAUCUGCUCCCAGACUUGGUGUCUAGUUGUAGGAAGGGUGGUGGGGCAAUGGGAGUAAGUGGGCUCAGCCCACUAAUGGGUGACAUGGACUUCUGCCAGCCUGGAUACUCUUCCUUUGGACAUCCACCACAACAUCCUCCCAUUGAUGGCCCAAAGAAAAGAGGCAGAAAACCAACCAAACCAAAACGUGAAGGCCCUCCUCGACCACGAGGUAGACCACGAAUACGUCCCCUCCCAGAGCCGCCUUACUGCAGGGGGCUGAUGGGAUCAGUGCCUGGUGAAAGUAGAAGGGGUCGUGGGCGGGGCCGCGGGCGAGGCAGGAGGGAUGAAGGACUUGUGGAAAUGCAUCAAGAUAUAAAUAAAGCACAAAGCCUUCCAUACCAUCAUCAUCAACAGAAUCAACAGCUGAGCCAACAGCAGCAUCUCCAACAGCAUCCACACCAACAACACAGACUGCAGGCUGACCACCACCAAGCAGCCCCACAGCAGCACCACCUGCACCAUCAACAGCAGCAUGUUUCGUGUGCUCAGCACCAACCGCUUCAUCAACAGCAGCAACAUCAACCACACCAUCUUCAACAACAAGAGCAACAGCAGCCAUCCCAGCAGCUGCAACAAGACCCAAUCCGUCCGAUCAAGGUAAUGGUGGACGAAAGUUCCAGAAUCUCUUACUAAGAAUUAUAGAGUCAUAGUGAAAAGGUCGAAAUAAUAAUGAGAAAUGAGCGUGUUUAGUUUACUAAAUGGUUAAACAUCACAACCCUCAUUAGCACUGGUCCUUGUGUUGUACUAAGGUGCUAGCCUGCUCCACCACCCAGAUGUAAACAGGCACAGAUGACGGAUGACAUCUUGUAGUACAGAAUGAUUCAUUGGUAUUUUGAAAUAUUGACUUUCGCCUGGACGAAAUAUUGAUUUUGUUUGUUGGCUGAUACUGAUCCAGGAUGAAGUUACACCUGUUCUAGGUUUGGGCAUACCGGGACCUCUUAUUGGCUGCCAGGAUCCUUUCCUAUUCUCUCCAUAUUACAUUUUCUCUGAGGGAUUUAUAUAAAGCACCUAAAAUAUUUUACUUAUGGCAUAUUACAUGAUAGUUAAAUCCUUUUGAGUUACAAGAGUAACAACUUUUAUACACCCUUAAAGAAAAUUGGAUUAGAGCAGGGUGAUGCAGAGGUUCUUUGUUUUUGUGCCACACAUCAGUAGAUUGUGCAGUUAGAGUACUACAUGGUGUGAAAAUUAACGUAAUCUUCUAGUUCUUCUUUUAAAUAAUGAUUAACUAAUACUGGCUGCAGGAUACACAUGCCACCAAGACAGAGUUGUGUUUCAAACCUGUGCAGAAAUAGGAAAUAUGUUAUUCUGGAUUGCCUCCAAAAAUUUAAGUUAAGACUUACUCCACAGACUCUACGAACAGUAUCUACAGUCAGUAGUUUUGUGGUAUUGCUGUUGGUCUUGUCUUUUAUUAAUUUAAUGUUGCACACAGCAACAUAGACCCAAAUGUGUCAUAUUUCUAUACAGUAUAUGUGUGUAUGUGUAAGGACUCCUGCUGCUAAUGCUUAGGAGUCUGCCCACGCUGCGUCUCGAUGUUUGUGGCCACAGUGUGAGAUACAUUUCUCUCUGCCAGCUCUGGCGUGACCACAAAUUAGAUCAGUCUCAGAGCAAAACUGAACCAAAUAUUCAUGCUUAGCAUUGUGGACCGCUGUAAUAAAUCUCUGCAAAACUACCCCUGAGCCUGAGGGGGUUUAAUACAAAGAGCAUCAGUGACUUUGAGAGUCAGUAACUUGUGCAUUUUUGUUUUUUUUAUGCUCAAUGUCUUAAUGCAUCCACUGUCUCUGUCCUCUCUCAGAUCAAACUGCCCUCCAUACUUCCAUCAGAGUCCUUAUUAAGGACGGACUCACUGUCCAGCACAGAUCCAGUUCUGUCUGAUGGAUCAGUGGGAUCCGCACCAACUCUGGGUCUCAGUCCUGGGCCCAGCACAGCCAUGGACAUAAGCAGAACUGAUCUGAAUCAAACUCAAGACAAGAUGAUGAAGCUUCAGCAGAAAGCUGGAGAGGUAAGACACAAGAGUUGGUAUUUAUGAAGCGAUUUCUGUUCAGCUCUGUCUGCUCAUUGGCUGUACCGACAAAGACCCUUUAAGAGGUUUCUUCCUGACAAUUCCUGAGUUUGUUAAACCGAUUUCCACCGAGGAUUUAUUUGACAUUACUUCAAAGGUUUGAAAGUUUGAAAGGUUGGCGAGCACCUUCUUUGGAUUCUUGCAGAUUUACCCUGAAGACUUGAAUGGACUGGCACUGUGGGAUGUGCGACCAAAGCUGAGAGUUUUCUCAUCUUCACAGUCACAUUAUACACAACAGCUUGAGGGGGAGUUGCUUUUUUACAGGGAGGGAGGGCAAAAUGACAAAUAUCAGAGAGCAGAGAUCCUUGGUCAAAGUCAAGUUAUCUGUAGAGUUGAGUUAUUAAUCCCAAAUGCAAUAAGACCUAAGCCUUUGUAAAUGAUAACCACCUUAGAGAGGCAUGGAUCAUUUUGGCAUAUAAACAACAUACUGUAAAGCAAAUUUUCAGGUCUUCAUUUGGAGAAGAAAGAAACAGUCGUUCACUUUUAGCCUGCUCUGUUUGAUGAGCUUAAAUGUAAACCUUUCAGAAUGAAUGGAUGUACUGUGAAAAAUGUCCCUUUACCCAGACUUUACAUCAAAACCCUGACAAACUGCACCAGCCAACAGUACACUAUCUGCCUUUUGUAAUUGUUUGCAUCAGGGUAGUAGAGUAUUAUGGCAUCACAACAGUUUCCAUGCACUAGAGCUGCCCCAGCUAGUGUUGAGUGACUGCACUGCAACAUACAAACAACAUAUGAAUGGCAUUUUAGUGCUACGAUUAAGAUUAUAAUAAUAGUUAAUGUAACAGGCAAUAAAUUCUGUGCCGACUUAGGAAUAUAGGGACAUCCAGUACACAUCCUUAAGUAAAAUAUACUGCUUUGUUUAGAAGGUUCCUAAAUUUAAGAUAACAAGUGAUCAGUGAUUUACAACAACAAGUGAUUUAGAGUAGUUGUUUAAUAAAGGACCUUAAAACUUAAAAUAAAGGGGCUGCCACCUGGUGGCAAAUUAAUGCUACAACAAAAUACAGUUUGGCUGAGAUAUUUAUGGCUCACACAGGCAGCUCUAAUCACAUUUUGGAUCAAUUGUAUAGAGGAGACAGAAAGGGCGAUGCUGCUAUAUAACUGAUACAUUUCAGCACUUCUCAUUUUCCCCUGGAAUUUCCCAUCAGUCUUAUUGUUUGUGUUGACCACACCCUCUGCUCCAAUUUAAAAAUAAAAAAAUGUAGUUUUCUCAUAUAAUACAAGAAUACACAUAUACAGGAAUGAUUAACCUUUGUGGUUUAAUGAAAAUGUGGAUUCUAAAUAGUAAUGAACAAUCAGAAAUACAGUGCACGAUAGCAACUGGAGACACAAACGACCUCUGUGUUUCAUAUCUCACUGUGAAGCUUCUCAAAUCAUCCUCAGCCAGGUGUUCUCUCUUUAUGCCGCACAUUGUCUUCUUCAUUAAGCUGGGACUGAUGUUAAAGUGCUGAUUCAGCUGUUAGGAUGUUGGAUGGUGUUCACAUCUGUACGACUCAGCCUUUUGUAUAACUGCAAUUUAGAACAAUGCAGCAGGGCAGUGACCCUUGGAGCAGGGAAAGGAUUUGUUGGUCGAGUGUGGCUGUGGAUGUGUGGAGAACCAGACAUGUCAGACUAGACCGAGCUCUCCCUGAGAAUCUGCUGUGGUCUGUGGGUGGAAAGGAUCUGCUACUUCACACGAGAUGAUCAUCUCCCAGUUUAUGUUACCUUAGCUGUACUUUUUGUUUCUUAAAAUGUAAGAAGAGCUCUGAUACUGUCCUACUGAGCCAAGGGGAGGUUGGCGAUUGCUCCUCAAAAUUUUCAUUUUGAAAAUUUAAUAAGAAAGGACACAAAAAAGGCGUGAAUACCAACCUCAAUGCUACUAAAAUGUGCAUUUUUUGGCUCCUGCCUCAUGUUGAAAUGGUUUUAUAUGCAUAUGCUUUCUCUAAUAUACUGUAUACAAUUCAGGCGGGUACAUAUGUUCCUGAUUUUAUCUCCAAGGCGACCGGCCUCAGUGAACAUUUUGAAGGAGAAAACACGAUAAUUGAUGUAAAUCUGAAACAAACUUUAUGCCUCACUGUCUCUCUAUAAAGUUUGAUUUUACCGAAUAUUUUUUUCUCUGAUGUUCGCACAGAUGACGUGGAAAAAAGAAAUAGACGACCCUCUGAAUCCUGAAGACUGGGCUGCUGUGCAGAAACUCUCCAGUUCGGUAAGUUGGUACAAAAAACCAGCAAAGCCAGGAGCUUCAUAUAUAAUUCAUUCCUCAUCCAUUCAAACUGCAGCCUGUGGUGGAGAGAGCAACACAUCCUCCACCUUCUUCACACCUCAGCUGCCUGUAUACACUCCUGCCAAUAUACCUGCGUGAAAGGUGGUGUUUUACCUGUUGUCUGUUCAGAUUUAAUGAUAAAUGUAAAGUGACUGAUCCGUCUGACGUCAAACAGAAACAAAAAUUGCACAUUUCACUGGUGUUUUUGUGAUUUGAGGUUUGGAGAAAGGAGGUUAUAGUUGACUGACAGCCAGCUCUUUCUGACUGACAAAAGAGAGAGGAGAGAGAUGGCUGUUACCAGGGCAGCUGUUGCCACGGUUACUACAUUUUUUCAGAGCAGGACCAGUGCUGCCACCUGCCGCCAGAUUUUGAGUAUUACACUAAGAAUGCAGCAUCCAGGAUCUGUUUUUUAAUCGAUUCACUGCCUGAGUUCAGUUUAUAGAUAGAUUUAAAUUAGUGUAAAGAGUUUUAAUAUUUAAGAGGCUUAUGGAUUUGAUAGACACAUCAAUUUUCUCCUUUUAAAUGAGCAAAUAAAAAUGAUAAUGCUUUAACUGAUUUUGUCUGAAAUUGACUGCUCCAAUAUCGGACUUAAUCAUCUUUUACAGCAUUUUUUCUAUUAAUGCCUUUUUUCUCCUAAUCACAAUUUUGCAAUACUUGUUUAUUUCACCUUACUCUAAUAUGCUGAAGGCACCCUUAUUCAAUAGUCCAUCUAAAAUAAUAUUAAUCUAGUAGAGUAACUCUAAAUGAAUUAUUAUGAAUUAUUAAAAAUGUAAAAAUGACUCCUAAGAACUCUCCACAAUUAUUUCACUGCACUUCAGUAAUACGCUCCUGCUCUCUUCCAGGCUGAUGAUAAAUCCUUUGACUUCAAACCCGGCUUCAUGGCGUCUUUUCUGGACUUCCUGAAAACCGGGAAGAAACAGUCUGGACUUGACCUUGGACCUGAUGGAGGUCCUGAGGAGGAGGACCUGAACCCCUGCUCCUCUUUGAAGAGCUCCUCCCUCAGACCCUUACCCCCGCCUCCUCCUGCCCUCUCACCUUCUCCUCCUCAGCAGCCUCCAUCAUACAGCGAGGGGGCGCAGGGCGAAGGGUCGGACCUGAACCUCAGUGGCUGCCCAAGUCCCUGCAAGCCUCUGGAUGAGGAGCUGAAGAGGAACCUGGAGACGCUGCCGUCCUUCUCCUCUGAUGAGGAGGACUCAGUCAGUAAGAACCAAGACCUUCAGAAGAGCAUCUCCUCCGCCAUCUCUGCUCUCUACGACACGCCACACUCACUCGCUGCUGCCAUGGCAUCUGCCAUGGCUAAAGCUCCGCCAACACCAUCCCCACCCACCCCACAGGAGCAACCCCUCAACACCCCUCUCCCUGCCCUGCCCCCUCUCAUCCCCAGCAUGGAGGGUGAUGGUGAGGAGAAAGAGGAGGCCCUGACAUACUCUCAGGAGCAUCCCCAGGACAAGGAGGAGCAAAAGGACUCCCCCCUGCAGCUGGAGAGAGAAGAAGAGGAGGGUAGGGUUGUACAGAGAGAAGAGGAAGAAGAAGAAGAAGAAGCAGAGGUGGAAGAGGAGGAGGAAGGAGUAAAGAUAGCUAAUGAUGAGGAAAGCCUGAGGGAUGAACGGACUCUGCAGGAGGGAUCUCCAGAGGAACAGGAGCUUGAAGGAGAGGAAGAGGAGGAGGAAGAGGAGGAGGAGAGGUCCUCUGAACCACAGAUUGAGGAGGUUCCCAGGGUUCAAGGUAAAUGCAUGUUUGUUUUUGCCAGCCUGUCAUUAUUGGUCAUGUUCAUGAAGGGGGGUAUUUACAGAUUCUGAUGUCUGUGUAAGGUAUGAAAAAAAAACAGGUUACAGACCAGAUGUUUGAGGAAAGGGGAGAGUGGGGUAAGAUGAGACAUUUUUCAUAUUUCGGAUAACUACAUCAAGGCAAUCACAGUUUUGUCUCUAACGAGUGUAUCUGCAGAUAUUUCAUGAUGUUGUUCAUCCCUGCAAACCAACAGAAUGAGUGUAAACAUAACUGUUUUGAUAAUAAUGGGGGUAAGUCGACCUCAUGUUGUAGCUGAUAGACACCACAAUUGAUGUGUAAAACAAAUUUAAAAUAAUCUUUUUUGGUCUGAACACAAUUCUAAUAAAACUAAAUUCACUUUCAAAAGUGAAAAAAUGUCUAACCCCUUCACCCAUGUGCUUCUAACCUUCACAGACUCCAUGAAUUGAUGCCCAUCUCCUAAAUAUUUGGUCACAUUAUCAAUUUCUUUUACCGUUUCCAAGCAACAGGGGGUGGCUCAACUUACCCCACUCUCCCCUAUAUAUUAGGAGGUAUCUUUUUAAACGGAUAAGACAGGAUCCUGAACUUCCUCUGAUGCCAAAGUAACAGUACCAUGGUCACGGAUUUAAGCCUAAUUGCACCACAAACGAACAUCAACUAGUAAACAUCUGAACUAACGGUCAGGCUAAAACAUUAGCAUGCUCGUAUAAAUACUCUUUUAACAGAACAAUUGACGUUAGACGAGAAGAACGGGCCUGCUUAUUCAUAUUAGAGGCGAUUAUUAUGACACUAAUGUUUAUAUUUUUUCCAAUAACUAUCGAUACCUUCAGAUUUCCCUCAAAGCUCGGAGAAAAUUCCUGAAAGUUUAUGAAUUAAUCGGUUUUAGCAUUUCCGGUUAAGUUUUUUAAAAAUGGCGGAGACCGUAGAAUCCAGUUUCACAGAUUCCAAGGCGGUAUUGUGAAAUUAGAGGUUCUGUAGCACUUCAAGGAGCUAAGCUAGCAAAUGUCAGUUUAGCACACCUACGGGCCUACAGCAGAGUUUGAUAAACGUUAGCAACAAAACGAGCCGCAGCAAGAGUUAAUCUCAGUAAUUGACGAAAAAAGCCUCCCCCAUAAGACAUUAACUUCCACUCAUUCAUAAUUACACAGUCACUUUAGGAGCAAAAGCGGCAAAUGAAUUGAGGAAAUAGCCUUUUAGCUAGUUAUCAGCUUGUUAGCUAAGCAAACACACCGUCUAACAGUGUCUCCAGGUAGAUUCUGGCUCUACUCAUAUCAUUACAAUAACUUUAGCUGUAACUCCUUACGUUUAGCAGCGAUAAAGGUCAACAGGUGUACACUCUUUAUUUCUUUUGGUCUGUUUAGGAAAACUGGUUAAGAUAAUUAUGUGUCUUGAGUAAGUCUUUGGUGGAUCUUAAGGGAUCACAGCUUAUUUGAUGGAGGAGGAGUGGAGAUGUUAUUUCAGUUUUUUUUCCCCCUUUAUUCAUGGUUUUUUCCUUCUCUCUUUGUCUUUCAGAGUCUCCAUCAGAACCUGCCCCAGUCCCGGCACCUCCAUCCCCAUCUCCGUCCAUCUCCCCCUCACCUCCCACCUACUCCUCACCCUCACCCCUCCCUCCCAUGUGUCACUCUGUACCCUCCCCUCUGCCGAUCCAGCAGGAAGAGGAGGAGGUGAACCAAACACACCCGCCCUCCGAGCAGCAGAGGCUGCAGCAGUCCUCCUACCAACCAGCUCCAACUGCAGGCACCUCCCCUCCACCUUCCACCUCCCCUCCAGCCACUCUAUCCUCACCCCUCUCCAACCUCCCCUUGGCUCAGUCUGUCCCCCCUCCAUCUACCACACCUCCCCCUUCAUCCUCUGAUCAGGAUCAGGAGCCUGAAGCUGGACAGCUUUCCCCCUCCUCACCCUCCGCCUCCUCUUCACCUUCUUCAUCAUCCUCACCACCACCCUCACCCCCUACCCCAGAGGAGGCCCCUGCAUCCCAGCGCCUCACCUCCUUACACCUGGCAAAGAAGCAGGCGGAUGCUGCCAUCGCUGGGGAGAGCGAGGAGGAGGAUAGCGAGAGCGGAGGUGAAGGGAUCUUCCGUGAACGUGACGAGUUCGUGGUUCGAACGGAGGACAUUGGGACUCUAAAGGUAAGUACGUCAACACAGGUAUGUGAGGUGAAUAAAAAUAUUCCCCUUUGUGACUUACACUGUUUUUGUGUGCCAACAGAUGGCCUUGCAGACAGGCCGGGAGCCCCCACCCAUCUGGAGGGUGCAGAAGGCCUUACUCCAGAAGUUCAGCCCGGAGAUUAAAGAUGGUCAGAGGCAGUUCUGUGCGACCAGUAAUGUGAGUGUAACAGCAGACACACCUUCAGCCGAGGAAUCGACCUUAACCCUGCUGUAGAUUUUUAUGUGUCCUUAUAUUUAAACUUUACCUAUAUUUUUAUGUCCUUCUCCAUGUCUCCCCUCAGUAUCUGGGCUACUUUGGUGAUGCAAAGAUGCGUUACCAGCGCCUGUAUGUGAAGUUCUUGGAGAACGUCAACAAGAAGGAUUAUGUGAGGGUGUGUUCCCGAAAGCCCUGGCACAGAGCCGGUCUCACCCUGAGGUAAGGUUGAUUUAUUUCUGUUUUGGAGCAGCGGUGUGUGUGCGCAUGGCAAGCCAAAACACACGCAGUAAAAUCAGCCAAAUCAUUUUCAAACAACUUCCUGUCCAUGCGCACACGUUUAAUUCACUCUUUCUCUUUGUUUGGUAAUUUCCUGAUGAACAGGCGACAGUCUCUGCCCAAACAGCUGCCCACCAUCCACAGCCAGACCCCUCCUCGACUGGAGAGAGACGACAGAGACAAGGAGAGGCAGAAAGAGAGGGAGCUGAAGGAGCAGAGAGACAGAGAGAAGGAACAAAGAGAGAGGGAGCACCGGGAGAAAGUGGAGAAAGAGAAUAAGGAGAAAGAAAGGAGGGAAAAAGAGGAGAAGGAGCAAAGAGAGAGGAAGGAGAAAGAGGAGAGGGAGCAGAGAGAGAAGGAGAGAAAAGAGAAAGAGGAGAGGGAGAGGUGGGAGAAAGAGGAACGGGAGCAGAGAGAGAGGGAGAAGGAGAGGAAGGAGAAAGAGGAGAGGGAGCAGAGAGAAAGGGAGCGGAGGGACAAAGAGGAGAGGGAGAGAAGAGAGAGGGAGCGGAGGGAGAAAGAGGAGAGGGAAAGGAGAGAGAAGGAUAAGAGGGAGAAAGAGGAGAGGGAGCAAAAAGAGAAGGAAAAAGCGGAGAGGGAGCGGAGGGAGAAAGAGGAGAGGGAGCAAAAAGAGAGGGAGAGGAGAGAGAGGGAGAAAGAGGAGAGAGAAAAGAGGGAGAGGAGGGAGAAAGAGGACAGAGAACGAAAGGAGAGAGAGUACAGAGAAAGGGAGAAGGAACUGGAGAGAGAGAAGGAGAGGGAGAGGAGAGAAAAAGAGCAGAGGGAAAGGGAGAGACGGGAGUACGAGAGGGAGGUACGAGAGAGGGAGCAAAAAGAGAGGGAUAGAAGGAGCAGGGAGCAGAAAGAGAAACAGGAGAGAGACCGUAAAGAAAGGGAGAGACAGGAGAGAGAACAAAAGCAGAGAGAACGACAAGAGAGGGAGCAGAAACAGAGGGAGAGGGAGCGCAAAGAGAGGGAGCAGAGAGACAGGGAGAGGCAGGAGAGGGAGCAGAAAGAAAAAGAGAGAAAGGAGAGGGAGCAAACGGAGAGAGAGAGGCAGGAGAGAGAGCAACGGGAGAGGGAGAGGAGAGAGAAGGAAAGGGAAAAGAGAGAGAGGGAGCGGAGAGAUAAGGAGAAACAGGAGAGGGAGUGGAGGGAGAAGGAGUGGGAGCAGAGAGACAGAGAGCGAAAGGAGCGGGAAAGAGAGAGGGAGAGGAGGGAGAGAGAGAGGAGAGAUGGAGGAGUGGAGCUAUCAAGGUUGAAGGAGGAGAAAAGAGGAGAAGAUAAGAGGAUGGAGCGCCAGUCUCAGGCUAAGACGUCAAAGGACAAGGCGGAGCCUCCUCCAAAGAAGAGGAAAAAGUGGCUGAAGGAGGUGCCAUCCUCCUCCUCAGAGUCAGACUCCUCCCCUCCGAGUGAGGACGAAGGUCAGCUCCUCUUCCUCUGUGUGUGUGUGUGUUCAUAUAUGAUUGAAUGUGCGUGUGCUGGUGUGUUCAGGUGUCGAGUUUUAGCUCCUCUGUGUACUGCAGGUCCUCCGAGGGGGGGAAUUAACAGCCGAGCCAUGCGUGAGAUGUUCAGGAGCUACGUGGAGAUGUUGGUCAGCACGGCGCUCGACCCUGACAUGAUCCAGGCGCUGCAGGACACUGACGGUGAGCAUCGUUUCCCUUCAGAUUAUCACACUGGCUGGUUUAAUUCAGCAUCAGAGAACAGGUGGAAAAAUGCCAAAAACUGCAGCUCCUUUAGCGUCCUCUAGAGGCUGGUUUCAAAUGUGAGUCAGUAUGCAUGAGCUGGAGAUGUUCUUGCUUUCACAUAUGUAACAUGAGAGUAAUUGUGAAUGUACAAGACUACCUCAUUGGUGCACACUCCACUAAAACUGUGUAACCAACCAAAAACCAAAAAGUGACUAAAAUGUGGUGAUUCAAAAGUAAGAUAAAAAUAUAUUUUUCUUUUUUGUCCACCUCCUCAGAUGAGCUGUACCUCCCACCCAUGAGGAAGAUUGACAGCCUGCUCAGCGAGCAGAAGAAGAGGCUGCUGAGGAGGGUCAACAUGAGCGCUCAGCACCAGGUGAACCUGUUCAUCCUUCUGCUUAAACACACUUUAAAUUACAGUCUGUAUGAAGGUGAUUGUUUCUAAUACAUACUGCGGUAGAAAAGUAAAACAGAACUUCUUCCUCAUCUCUCCAGGAGUCUCUUCAUAUCUUCCCCAAAAUGACUGCAGACCCUCUGGAAUCUGGAGGGGUCAAAGUUCACCUGGGUGGGGAGUUUUACAACCGUAAAACCCUCAACAGGGUCAAGAAGAGCAUUCCCAAACAACAGGUAGGAAAGAGUAAAGUGGUCUCUACAGAUAAUUCGUUUUUCAGAUGAAUUAUCUUUGAAUAUAAAUCAGGAUACUCAGAUAUUUGAUCUGUCACCUGCUCUACAAUGAAAAAAGUUUGUAGUUAUCUUUGCAUGUACCUGACUCUGUUUGAGGAGGAAUACAAAUUUAGUCUGACUUUUCUCAUCAACAUUUCCAGGAUCUGAAACUGUCCAUAGAAACCUGCCGGAUCUACAGUCUGUAUCACUCCCUCCAUCACUACAAGUAUCACACCUUCCUGCACUGCAAGAAGGAGGUAAACUCAAGUCUUACGUUUUUAUCUGAUUUGAUCUGUCUGCUCCAUCAGGUAUUAAUCAUGACUUUCUCUAGAUGUUGAAGAUUAGAUACAAUCAGAGGAGAUUGGCGUUACUGAUGCUAAAGGAAAUUCAAGAGAAGUCAGGUUAUCUUCAUUUCGCAGAGGCUCUUAAAUCAGGUUUAGUGUUGAUGUUUCACUUCACAUUCAGAGGAGCUUCUGCUUUAAAAGUUUAGAGUUAAACACCUCAAAUGUAUGUCCAACAAAGACCCCACAUAAAUGUCAAAAAAGUUCAGUAAUAGCAGUUAAGGUGGUUUAAACACAUCUACAUAUGAAAUCGGAUAUUUUUUAUUCAAAUACGAUCAGAUUGUGAGUGAAAUACGCUGUAAAAGAUGAUUCUAAAAAGCAGAAUCUGGUGGUUUGUAACUCAUGUAAGCCCUCUUCUUAAAGAGUACCCUGUUAGGAAACCAAGAGGACCAGUUUCUGGGGUUUGUAAGGUGAAAGUAGUCCUACUCUUGUUUAAAAUAGGAUUUCAGCUAAAGUUUUCAGUUUUGAUGUUUGAUAUGUCAUCUUUUACAGUUAAGAAUGUUAAGUUUAAAGGAUUUGCAGACCAUCGACAUAUUUUUAAUCAACAUUUUAAACAGUUUUUCAUCCACUGGCAGUUUUGGGAAGCUGCGGUAUAGCUUCUCAGGCAUAACGAACCACCGUACGGCCCUACAGAUGAAGAGGGAGAAAGUCAGAAUGAGAGAAUAAAGGAGAGGAGAGUGGUGGGUUUGAAUUUAUAGAAGUACAAGAGGAGGCGUGGGUGAGGUGUGGUUCUGCUCCUGAAAUCUGCCAUAAAGCACCACCUACUAGAACUAUAAAGGUUGUGUAGAAUAAGUAGGAAAAUGUCAGAUUUUUUGGUCAAUUUGUUCUUUUAUCACUUUGACCACAGGGGGCGCCAGUGUCAACUCAAACUUAAAGUUCCUCACAGCAGCUUUAAUACUCAGUCAUAGUUAUGGGUGUACUUCAUUUUACUGAAUUUUGUAAACAUAGAAUCGAGUUUUAGUGAGUUAUUGUGGUUGUAUCCUCUGCAGACGGACAGUAUCGAGCAGGCGGCGGAGGACCCGGGUCAGGAGGAGGUGGUGCAGCAGUGCAUGGCGAACCAGAGCUGGUUGGAGAGUCUGUUUAACUCCUUCAUGGAGCUGCUGAGCCUCAGCGCGAAGGCCUGAAGACUGACCCGGGUAACAGACACACAUCCAGCUGCAGGGUCACCUAGACCUUACCGAGAGGCUUCAGAUUAAAGAUCAGACACCUGCAGAGAGAAAUUCUCAGCCGGUUCUUUUCUGGACAUUUAACAUUUAAAGUAUUUGUUUUAUUACUGAGUCCGUUUUAAAGGAGCUGAACAAACCGAGAGACGGGGGGCGUUGUGAAACUACGUGAAUGUGACAAAGACAAAGAAAGGGACCACAGACACUGACAGACACUCAGAGGCUGUCUAUAAGUAUGUAAUAAACUCUGGUUUGUAUAAUUUAUAUACGGGGACGUUUCUAAAGAGGACCGUCCUCAAACUGGUUCUUUGCUCUUAUUUUAUUUAAAGCAGUGUUCAUGAAAUGCAACCCUGCAGACUUUUCUUCUAUCAGACAGAGGUCCAAACGACACAGACUAUGUGAUAGUUUGUGUUUCCGCCUCAGUCUGCAGCAGGUAAGAGGAGCUCACAUGUAUUUAAACUAAACUGUGUUCUUUCUGUUUGUUCUUCUGAAGACCAUGAGAGACAGAGAGAGAAAAAAUAAUAAUAAUAAUAAUAAAGCUCCACUUUCUGAGAGGAAGUGAGGAGAGGAGAGACGACCUGAAAGCAUCCAUGUCAGUGUUAAUGUCAUUUUUAUCUGUUAGCUGUUGAUGAUAUUUGCGAUUAUUCGACCUCUCAGAGGAGAUUUCUUUGACGUGUAAAUACUGUACAGUUAUUUCAUUCUCUAGUCCCCCGUUGCUCUUCUGUACAUGAAAUUCCUGUAUUUGACAUAAUGAAAUAAAACUGUUCAAAGGACAAAUGUGAUAAUAAAAACCAACCCAG
Molecule: messenger RNA, 24177 nt
Organism: Xyrichtys novacula (pearly razorfish)
Lineage: Eukaryota; Metazoa; Chordata; Actinopteri; Labriformes; Labridae
Source: the annotation of a GenBank genome assembly